Molecule: messenger RNA, 207 nt
Organism: Caenorhabditis remanei
Lineage: Eukaryota; Metazoa; Nematoda; Chromadorea; Rhabditida; Rhabditidae
Exons: 2
Coding region: 1-207 (68 amino acids)
Source: RefSeq, a predicted model, not a curated record
AUGCUCUACAAACCUAACCACAAUCAUAGCUCUGCACAAAGAAAAGAGUCACAACACAAAAAUUCCACUCAUAGAAGGUCCAGUAACUUGGGAAGCAGCAGAUCGAGAUGUGACGAGGCACCAUUGGCGUCACCGGAACAAGAAUUUCUUUGUGAAAAGCGGAAUAUUCUGGUGAAAUUGACAAAGAAGCAGCAGAAACGACACUAG